UUCAGCCAUCCCAUCCCACACCUCUUGCCUCACCCGCUUCAAUAGCUUAGAGUCAGCCAAUCUUUAUCUUCACAUCCUCAACACCGAACAAUGCAAUUCCCAAGCGCACUCGCUUUCAUAACCUUACUAGUGGCCUUUCCUUUGGCCAUGCAUGCACAAAACCUUCCUAACGAUUACAUACUGAAAGACAAAACGGGAAAUACCGGCUAUCUGGACAUUUUUAGUGCGAACGGAAAACUCGCUUUCCGUUACACCAAGACCCGGAUCGGUGUGUCAUCUGUCAAGAGCGCCACUUUACUCCAGGACGGAGAUCUCAAAAAGCUCUUCUCGCUGUAUUCCAACAAUGAUGAAUGCCAGGUCAACACGGUGUUCAUCCAGAAUGAAAUUCCCUACUCGAGAGACAACUUACCUAAACGAUCGUUUUCGUUUGACGCAAGAGGCUUUGGGGAUGAUGUCUGGCGCUUCAACUUAUAUGACAAUGCCUCCAGUUCCCGCCGAUACUUCAAGUUCAAAAAAAAUAGAUCCAACAAAGGAGGUGAAGUUUUUAGAGUGGCCAGAGGCCAGCCUGACGUCCUGGUAGCCCGUCUCAGAAAUCAAAAACGUCGAGAUAACUGGUUAGACCCUAACAGAGACACCGGGACAUUUACUCUUUCAACUGUGGAUGGCGCCCCUCUGCCUGAAUUGGCCAUCAUCCUGGCCAGCGUAUUUAUUCGAGACUGGAGAUGUUGA
Messenger RNA from Puccinia graminis f. sp. tritici CRL 75-36-700-3, 729 nucleotides. RefSeq lists its product as uncharacterized. The coding region runs from base 91 to 729 and encodes 212 amino acids. The record is from RefSeq and is a predicted model, not a curated record. The transcript is spliced from 4 exons. NCBI's taxonomy places the organism in Eukaryota, Fungi, Basidiomycota, Pucciniomycetes, Pucciniales, Pucciniaceae.